AGAGUGCCGCCCACAACCGCAAUGAUGCGAUCCUCGACGCUGCUCGACGCCUUCCGUGGCCUCCAAAUCUCGGCCACCUCUGCAGCAAGGACGCUUGCCACCCCAGUCCGGCCUCAAUUGGCGCGAUCAGCCGUCGCCGCUGCGCUGCGCGAUGUCCGCCCUUUCUCGUCAACACCAGCCCGCGAGGGCAGCUGGCUCGAACCCUCGAUCGACCGAACGAAGAAGAUGAUGAAGGGCAGGCCGCGUGUCGCGACGGGAGGCUCUGUAAAGGGCACGACGGUCAUGUGGGGUGACUAUGGUCUGCGCAUGAAGGACCACCACCGCCGCAUCAGCGCCAAGCAGCUCAAGAACGCCGAGGACACCAUCAAGACGAGACUCCGUGGAACAAAGUACCGACUGUACAAGAGGGUGGCAUGCAACGUGGGCGUUUACGUCUCCGGAAACGAGAUUCGUAUGGGUAAGGGUAAGGGUGGCUUCGACCAUUGGGCCGCGCGUGUUGCCGUCAACCAAGUUGUGUUCGAGGUCAAGGGACUCGUUCACGAGGCUGUCGUCAAGGAUGCUUUCCGUCUGGCCGGCAACAAGCUCCCCGGCCAAUGGGAGUUCGUGCAGAAGGGAGAGCCUCCUGUCGUCGGCAUCACCAAGCUGGACGGUGUGACUCUGGAGGAGCUGAAGCGACCGAGGAAAAAGAUUGAACCUGAGCAGCUGUUGCAACAGGCACAGGCUACUCAGACGCCUAGUGAGACUGUGGCUGCGGCCCCCUCGGCGCCGGCGUCAUAGAGAUCAAGCCUUACGGGACAAUCACGACUGUAUUAUAGCGUGCCAUGCCAGGCAUAGCACCAGGCAUGCGAGAUAAAGUGAGAUGGGAGCAGAUGUCUGUACGAUAUGAACGGACUUGAAAGCUUGCUUCGCCAUAUGAGCUUUCAAGUCCUGAAAAUGUAUCCUGAC
Molecule: messenger RNA, 945 nt
Organism: Verticillium dahliae VdLs.17
Lineage: Eukaryota; Fungi; Ascomycota; Sordariomycetes; Glomerellales; Plectosphaerellaceae
Product: 54S ribosomal protein L16
Exons: 3
Coding region: 22-777 (251 amino acids)
Biological process (GO): mitochondrial translation
Cellular component (GO): mitochondrial large ribosomal subunit; ribosome
Molecular function (GO): structural constituent of ribosome; rRNA binding
Source: RefSeq, a predicted model, not a curated record